Messenger RNA from Olea europaea var. sylvestris, 1605 nucleotides. RefSeq lists its product as uncharacterized. The annotation marks the transcript as partial. Gene Ontology annotation, molecular function: RNA-DNA hybrid ribonuclease activity; nucleic acid binding. NCBI's taxonomy places the organism in Eukaryota, Viridiplantae, Streptophyta, Magnoliopsida, Lamiales, Oleaceae. The record is from RefSeq and is a predicted model, not a curated record. The transcript has 4 exons.
AUGUCCCGAGCAUCAGACAGGUGCUAUCCCUUCUUUAAAGUCCUCAGAGGAAACCAAGGCUUUGAUUGGAGUGAAGACUGUGAGAAAGCUUUUCAGGAACUUAAGCAAACAUUGGCAUCUCCUCCUAUUCUCACUAGGCCUGAGCCUGGUGACACCUUAUUUUUGUACCUGGCCGUAUCUCAAAACGCGGUCAGCGGGGUCUUGGUGAAAGAGGUUAACAGAGUCCAACAACCUAUCUACUAUGUAAGCAAGGCCCUACUAGAUGCGGAAACGAGGUAUACUUUGGCGGAACAACUUGCCCUUGCUUUGGUGAUAGCAGCACGAAAACUCCGGCAUAUACUUCAAAAGCCGGACGUUUCAGGAAGACUGAUGAAAUGGGCGAUCGAGCUAGGAGAAUUUGACAUCGAAUUCAAACCACGCCCAUCUAUUAAAGCCCAAGCACUAGCCGACUUCAUUGCAGAACUAACCCCUAGGCCUGGGGGGCUAGGAGAAAGCUUGAGCAUGAGCACCAGUUUGGACACUUGGCAAAUUUUUGUAGAUGGAGCAUCAAACUCCUCGGGCUCGGGUGCUUGGGUCAUCAUCAUCAGCCUUGACAAACAAACGGAGAUUCAAUGUACUCUUAGGUUCGAGUUUGAAGCAACCAAUAACGAGGCCGAGUAUGAGGCCGUCAUUAUUGCUCUGGAGCUAGCCUUUAGCCUUGAGCUCGAGUUCGUGAAGAUAUUCAGCGAUUCACAACUGGUGGUCGGACAGAUUGAAGGAUCAUUUGAAAGGAAAGACGAGAAAAUGAGUUUGUACUGUAUGAAUGUUCAGGAUCUUCAACGAAAAUUCAAGAGUUGUGAAAUUACAAAAAUUGCUCGAAAGGACAACGAAAAAGCCGACGCAUUAUCCAGGCUUGUGUUCAUGGGGAUAGACAACCUGGACAGAACAAUUCACAUCAAAGUCAUCACAGAACCCAGUAUCAAUCAAAUCCCCGAUGUCAUGGACAUUGACAACGAACCAUCUUGGAUGGACCCAAUCAUAGAAUUCAUCACAAAUGGAAAUCUACCAAGCAAUGCCAGGUUGGCUAGAAGCAUCAGAGCUCGAGCUCCUAGGUACUGCAUGAUCGACGAUGUCCUCUUUCGCAGAAGCAUUACUCUUCCAUACCUAAGGUGCCUCAGACCAUCAGAAUCAUCCCAGGCCCUUGCUGAAGUUCAUGAAGGUGUGUGCGGGAAUCAUCAAGGAGCCAGGGCCCUAGCCUUUAAACUCAUACGAUAUGGGUACUAUUGGCCAACUAUGAAGAAAGACGCCUUAGAAUAUGUUAAGAGAUGUGAUAGAUGCCAGAGCAGUAGAGUAUUUCACAAAAUGGGCAAAGGUCGAACCUCUCGCCACGAUAUCGGAGCCCAAGCUAAGAGCCUUCACCUGGAAGUUUAUCAUUUGCAGAGCAAUGGUCUGACCGAGGUUACAAAUCGAAUCAUAUUACAAGACCUCCGAACAAGAAUUACCAAUGCUAUGGGUUCUUGGUCCGACGAACUGCCUUCUAUACUGUGGAUGUAUAGAACAACUUAUAGGACAACCACAGGAGAAACCCCUUUUGUGUUAGCCUAUGGCAUUGAAGCAAUGGUCCCG